AAAAAAAGACAUUUAUGUCACAUCCUUUGCAGAUGUGAAUCAAAAGAUAGUGUAACUAAAGUAGACAACAAUUAAAGAAAACCAGUAUUCUGGUGUUCUCCCUCUUCUCCUUACUUGCACCUUCCGCCACCCAAAAUCUUGUUUAGUUUCAGAAAUUUUUAAUUUAGGCAAAAUUUCCAGAGAGAGUGAGGGUCACAUUGUUGAACUCGUCGCCGAUAACCUAUUCAGCUUGUCUUAUCCGGACCUGCUAGGCCCAGACGGAGUCUCACCGAAGGACAGCUCGUCGGCCGCCUCGCCUGUCGGAUCUACUGCGACUCGGCGGCAUCACUUCCAUUACCAAAACCCCCUCGUUCUCUUGAAUUUUUUUGACCGUUUUACCCUUCCGAAAGAAUGGCAGAGAAACAGGUCAUCAUAGUCGUCGAAAGCACCGCUGCUUUGGGACCCUAUUGGGAUACGAUUCUCGUGGAUUACAUUGACAAGAUCAUCAGGUCUCUUGUUGGAACUGACUCCACUGGCCAGAAGCCUUCUGUAUCCAACAUUGAGUUUGCCCUAGCCACCUUCAAUACUCAUGGAUGUUAUUCUAGUGUCCUCGUGCAACGGACUGGCUGGACAAGAGACCCCGAUAUUUUCUUCCUCUGGCUAUCAGCGAUACCCUUUACUGGUGGUGGUUUUAAUGAUGCAGCAAUUGCUGAAGGGCUUGCUGAAGCUCUGAUGAUGUUCCCAAGUUCUCAAGAUGGUGGGCCCAAUCAGCAAAAUGUGGACAUGCACAAGCAUUGUAUCCUUAUAGCAGCAAGUAAUCCUUAUCCACUGCAGACACCAGUUUAUGUUCCAAGACUGCCCAACAUAGAGCAGAGUGAAACCAUUGACUCAGAUGCAGGGAACCGUUUAUAUGAUGCUGAAGCUGUAGCUAAAGCAUUUCCUCAGCUUUCUGUUUCUCUGUCAGUCAUCUGUCCAAAACAACUUGCAAAAAUUAAAGCCAUCUACAAUGCGGGGAAGCGUAACAAUAGAGCAGCUGAUCCACCAGUUGAUGUCAAAGUUAGUCAUUUCCUUGUUUUAAUAUCAGAAAGUUUCAAGGAAGCACGUGCUGCUUUGAGUCGAUCUGGGGUAACAAGCGUGCCUUCAAAUCAGAGUCCUGUUAAAGUAGAUGCAGUUUCUGGCAUACCUGUUACAGGCGCACCACCGACUUCUAUGCCAUCAGUGAAUGGAUCUAUCCCAAACCGUCAACCAAUUUCUGGUGGGAAUGUGGUCCCUGCUACCGUGAAAGUGGAGCCAAUUCCUGUAACAACUAUGGUACCUGGACCUGGAUUUCCUCAAAAUUCAUCAGCUCCUCGUGCUACUGCUAAUAAUCAAGGAGUACCAAGCUUGCAGACAUCUUCUCCAUCUUCUAUGACUCAAGAUAUUAUGACAAGUAAUGAAAAUGCACAGGAUACAAAGCCUACCGUAUCCAUGUUGCAGCCCAUGAGACCAGUGAAUUCUGCUCAGGCAAACAUGAACAUUUUGAACAAAGUGUCUCAAGCACGACAGGUGAUGAAUUCUGCUGCAUUAGGCAGUGGAACCUCUAUGGGAAUUCAGUCAAUGGGUCAGACUCCUGUUGCCAUGCAUAUGUCAAACAUGAUAUCCAGUGGGAUGGCUUCUUCUAUACCUGCACCUCAAAAUGUAUUUUCAUCUGGACAGUCGGGAAUAACAUCAAUCUCAAGUUCUGGACCUCUUAAUGGUCCUGCACAAGUUGCACAAAACUCAGGUCUCAGUUCGAUAGCUUCAGCCACUUCUAAUAUGGCUGGAAGUCCAAAUAUUGGGAUCUCACAACCAAUGGGUAAUGUUCAAGGUGCUGUCAGUAUGGGACAGCAGGUACCAGGUAUGAGUCAAGGAAACCCUUCGGGAGCGCAAAUGGUGCAAGGUGGAGUCAACAUGAACCAAAAUAUGAUUAAUAAUGGCCUUGGUCCAUCAGUUGUCUCUUCUGGAACUGGCACAAUGAUUCCUACUCCAGGAAUGUCUCAACAAGUCCAACCAGGCAUGCAGCCGCUUGUGAACAACAAUGCAGCUGCUAAUAUGUCUUUGCCACAACAGACAUCAGGUGGUAUGCAAUCCACACAAUCCAAAUAUGUGAAGGUCUGGGAGGGAAGCUUAUCUGGGCAAAGGCAAGGGCAACCUGUAUUUAUCACUAAACUUGAAGGUUACAGGAAUGCUUCUGCCUCUGAGACGCUUGCAGCAAACUGGCCCCCGGUAAUGCAAAUCGUUCGGCUUAUAUCCCAAGACCACAUGAAUAACAAGCAAUACGUUGGAAAGGCAGAUUUCCUAGUUUUUCGGGCGAUGAACCCACAUGGUUUUCUUGGUCAGCUGCAGGAGAAGAAGCUGUGUGCGGUUAUCCAAUUGCCAUCCCAGACGUUGCUGCUAUCUGUUUCCGACAAAGCUUUCCGCUUGAUUGGGAUGCUUUUCCCUGGGGAUAUGGUUGUAUUUAAACCGCAAUUAACCAGUCAGCAGCAGCAACAAAUGCAGCAGCAGCAGCAGCAACAGCACCAACAAUUGCAAUCAGGACAGCAUCUUCCACAGUUGCAACAACAGCAGCAACUUCCUCACAUGCAGCAGCAACAACUUCCUCAGCUACAACAGCAACAGCCACAGCAACAGCAACAACAACCACAGCAGCAGCAGCAACUUCCCCAGCUUCAACAGCAGCAGCAGCAUCAACAGCUGCAACAACAACAGCUUCCUCAGCAGGUCCAGUUGCAGCAGCAGCAGCAGCAACAGCUUCCACAAAUCCAGCAACAGCAACACCCCCAACUUCAACAGCAACAACUCUCACAGCUUCAGCCUCAGCAACAGCUUCCACAGUUACAGCAACUGCAGCAGCAUCAACAACUCCCUCAGCAACAACUUGUUGGGGCUGGGAUGGGACAAGCAUAUGUUCAAGGACCUGGGCGGUCUCAGUUGGUUUCUCAGGGACAGGUUUCAUCACAAGGAGGAACAAACAUGGGUGGAGGAGGGAACUUCAUAAAUUAAACGGCUUGAGUUUAGGCAUAAUUUGUAACAGGGUAGAAUGACGCUUAAUGAUUCAUGUAGUCGACCCAAACCAAACCAAGGGAAAUGUCUUUUGGGGACGCUAUUUAUAUAGGUCUGGUAAGUCUUACUCUUAACCAGAUAACAUGUUAAUAGUAUAUAACGUAAAUUAAGAGCACGUUAGAAAGUUAUUUGGAGGGUAAUGUUAGCUGCUAAGUUGACUUGAAAAUCGUGUUAAUUAUGAACCUAAUUGACAGCAAAUAUUAGAUGAACAA
Messenger RNA from Arachis duranensis, 3272 nucleotides. Its product is annotated as mediator of RNA polymerase II transcription subunit 25. Gene Ontology annotation, biological process: positive regulation of transcription by RNA polymerase II. The record is from RefSeq and is a predicted model, not a curated record. The coding region runs from base 391 to 3000 and encodes 869 amino acids. The transcript has 15 exons. NCBI's taxonomy places the organism in Eukaryota, Viridiplantae, Streptophyta, Magnoliopsida, Fabales, Fabaceae. Gene Ontology annotation, cellular component: mediator complex; transcription regulator complex.